AUGAAAGCCUACCCUUUCACGUCCACCACCACAAUGCGACAGAACAGCGGAGGAAGCCUUAUGUUUAACAUGUAUCUCUCAGACCAUACGGAAAAUCUACUGAAGGAAAGCAAAAGCUCAUCUUGGACCCCAAUCAACACAGGCGUACAGAAAGGAAGUGGACAAAUCCAGUUAUGGCAAUUUCUUCUGGAGCUGCUGUCAGACAGCGCCAACAUGUCAUGCAUCGCCUGGGAGGGGACCAACGGAGAGUUUAAACUGAUAGACCCGGACGAGGUGGCCAGACGGUGGGGGGAACGCAAGAGUAAACCCAACAUGAACUAUGACAAACUGAGCCGAGCUCUGCGCUAUUACUACGACAAAAACAUCAUGACUAAGGUGCACGGAAAGCGCUACGCUUACAAAUUUGACUUUAACGGCCUGGCACAAGUGUGCCAGCCCUCUUCCACUGAACAAGCUAUUUAUAAGUUUCAGAGCAACUUCGCUCCUAUCCAGUUUUCAGGCAUUUCCAAACUCAAUCUGGUUGCUCCAGGUGUUGGUCCGUCAGGGUUCUCCUAUUGGCCCGGAUCUCCUCCGACUCUCUACCACAGCCACAGCCUGCAACCACCAGGACCCUUCGGUGCCGUGUCUGCGUCGCAUUUAAGUUGCGUUAACAAUAUCAAUACUUUAAAUAACUUGAAUAAUAUAAAUAAUCACUAUAACUGAUUUUUGUAUAUAUGCGUCAAGAGUGCGCAUGGAGCGCGGACAUAAGACCAACUUUUCAAAAAUUCAUUAAACGCAACCAACCGAGGACUAUACAUCACGGCAGAUUAAAAGGCAAAUUAUACUUUAUUAAUUACCAAUAAACACAUAAUUUAGGUCUAAAAAAUAAUAAUUAAUAAACACGUAAUUUGAGUUAAAGUGUGAGUUUGAGCACGAUAUUUUGUUGGCUGUUGAUGUUGAUCAUCACUAUGAAAGCAAUUUAGCGCCAUCUCAUGGACAACAAACGAUCCCAUCAGCACUCUGUUGCUUUAAUCAUCGUUUUUCAUUUAGCAUCAGUUGAACUAAGUUUUGCUUGAAUUAAGAUGUAUAUAUCUAUAUGAUAACUCGCGAAACUUCGGUAAAAAUAAAUGAUAAAAUUAAUGUAAGCCUAAUGCUGGAGAUCAGUACGAGAUCAAAUGAAAAUAAUUCGGGAAUAGUCUACAAAACUAGUAAAAUAAAGUGUGAGUUUUCGGAUGCUGCACUUUUGAAACUGAGCAAAUUAGUGUUCAACACUAUAAUGCGCAUUGAUCUGGGAUUAUUUAUUUAACACCGAUGGAGGAAUACGUCUCCAAAUUGGGCAUUCCAAAAAAAAGAGAUAUCGAAUAAUUUGUGUGUGUGUGUGUGUGUGUGUGUGUGUGUGUGUGUGUGUGUGGUCCAUACACGCAGGGAUUCAAGGA
Molecule: messenger RNA, 1415 nt
Organism: Xyrauchen texanus (razorback sucker)
Lineage: Eukaryota; Metazoa; Chordata; Actinopteri; Cypriniformes; Catostomidae
Product: protein FEV
Exons: 3
Coding region: 1-702 (233 amino acids)
Biological process (GO): regulation of transcription by RNA polymerase II; cell differentiation
Cellular component (GO): nucleus
Molecular function (GO): sequence-specific DNA binding; DNA-binding transcription factor activity, RNA polymerase II-specific
Source: RefSeq, a predicted model, not a curated record